Aureococcus anophagefferens is the source of this 1137-nucleotide messenger RNA. RefSeq lists its product as hypothetical. NCBI's taxonomy places the organism in Eukaryota, Pelagophyceae, Pelagomonadales, Pelagomonadaceae. The coding region runs from base 1 to 1137 and encodes 378 amino acids. The record is from RefSeq and is a predicted model, not a curated record. The transcript has 6 exons.
AUGUUUGAUGAUGUACUCAACUUGAAAUAUAACUCUUUGGUUGCUUCGCUGAGCGAAAAAGUUGCCAAUGAGCAGGAGGCGAGACGUAUUCGAGCUAUUGAGCUGCUCGAGGACGCCGCUUAUACUGAUAGUCGGAUUAGUCGGAGCGAUGCAGACUUUAGUGCAGAGGCCGCUGCGGGUGUCAAAUUUACCCGACUUAUAGCAGAGUUGAGACAGAUGUGGGAGGACGAAGAGGUUCAUCGGGCGGGUGUACUGGAACGGCGCGUCCGAUCGCAAGCAUCGGCGCAUUAUGAUGUCGUACUGGGACAAUUGCAAUCACAGCUAGAGUUAGCGCUGAGAAUGAACGAGGAUGCAGACCAGCAGUGGAUGGCCGAGAUCAGAAAUUCUACUUACGAGCACGUGUGUUUAAUGAAGUCCUUCGAAGAAAAAUGUAGUUCGCACUACGGUGCCCGUCUUAAUAAAUACGUCGAGAGCACUGAUCAUCGUCUUGCUAUCUACGAAGAAGACCUUCUUGUCCUGGGGGCCAAUACCGAGCGAAACUGUUCCGCACUGAAGUCGAAGAUCCAUAGACUUCGAGUUGCUUGCGGAAAAUGGCGCAUUGAUUAUCAACGUCAUGGUUCAGAACAUUCAGGCGAGGUGCAACGUAGAUAUCGUAUGAUCACAGUUGAAUUGGAACCGUCACAGAUGUCGCCUGGCCUUGCUCAACAGGAGCCCAUACUCCUCAAGUUCAAGUCUCAGCUGCAACAGCUGUGGAAUAGACUAGACACACAACCUGGUGAUCGCAUAAACACCCUCGGUAAAAGGCAGCGUAUACUACUCAACUCGGCGGGCUGCACUGAAAGCCUGGUUGGCGCAUAUGGCUAUGCAAUCAACAAAAUGCGAUCUCAACUUCCGUUAGCUUGCCUCGUAUCCCGAUACGAGUUUCUAGGUUAUCGAAUCGCACUCUUUGCGAAGCUGGCGCCCAAAAAUGGCGGCACUCUUACCCAUUUGGGUGUUGUCAGUGAUUACAACUCCUUGAGGGAGGAAUAUAGGACAUUACAUGCGAGACUUAAUCGUGAAAUGUUGGAUUAUGAACAGGAGAAUAGGACCCCGUUCUUGUAUCGUGGUGUGCCCUAUUUGCCUCUUCUGAGUGAAUAG